Messenger RNA from Impatiens glandulifera, 708 nucleotides. RefSeq names its product protein FAR1-RELATED SEQUENCE 5-like. The coding region runs from base 1 to 708 and encodes 235 amino acids. The record is from RefSeq and is a predicted model, not a curated record. The transcript is spliced from 2 exons. Lineage: Eukaryota; Viridiplantae; Streptophyta; Magnoliopsida; Ericales; Balsaminaceae.
AUGGAUCCCGAUGUUCAAAUUCCCACUGUUGGAAUGACUUUUCAUUCCAAAAAGGAACUUCAUGAAUAUUAUAAUUCUUAUGCCCAAUCAAAGGGUUUUGGCAUACCUAAUCUAGGAGAAAGGAAUAGUCCAGAUGGAAAGAAAAAGUGGUUCUCCAUUGCUUAUGUCAAAAAUGGUGUUGUUAUGAUUAUUAGUGUCUUCUAUGAGCAUAACCAUAUUUUGAGCCCGGGAAAGUCUAGACAUUUUAGAUCUCACAAAGUUCUAGAUCCAAUGGCAAACAGAAUAUUGGAUUUAAACGAUGAAGCUGGAAAUACUUUGUCAAAAGUAUUUCAAUCACUUGUAGUUAAAGGUGGUGGAUAUGAUAAUCUGCAUUUUAAUGAGAGAAGUUGUAAAAACUAUAUUUUAGAACCUAGGUGGUUGAAGUUAGGAAAUGGUGAUGCCGAAGCACUUUGUCAGUAUUUCUACAAAAUGCAAAGUAGUUGUUUAAUUUUUUAUGUUUAUGAUGUGGAUGAGGAAAAUCAGAUAAGAAAUGUGUUUUGGGCUGAUGGAAGAUGUAGGGCUUCUUAUGAGUACUUUUCGGAUGUCAUCACCUUUGACACAACAUAUUUGUCAAACGCUAUGAUAUGCCUUUUUCUCUUUUUGUCAGGGUUAAUCAUCAUGGACAAUCGAUUUUUCUAUGAUGUGGCUUACUGUCUAGUGAGAAUUUAG